UGCUACUUCACCUGCAUUUUCCCACCGUCAGAUUCCGUUCUCUUUCAAGUCUCAAGUUUUCUCACUUCUUUACAUCAUCUUCCUCUUUUUUUUUUUUGAAAUCCCCACCUUCCCAAUUCCCACCUUCUUCUUCACUACAUAUUGUCAUAUUCACAUCCCCAUAAAACCACCCAUCCACCAACUCCCCCAACAAAACAAACCCCAACAAAAAAAACCUCCAAAACAAAAAAUGGACAUACAAGUAAAACGCCAAUUAAUAAAAUCCCUAAUCUCAAACCUAAGUUCAGUAUCCGAUCAAACCCGAAUAACAGCCCUUUGCGAGCUACGAUUACUCACAAAAAACGACCCAGAAACCCGACCCAUCAUCGCCCAACAAGACGAAGGUGCAGCAAUCUCUCUCCUUUCAGAAACCCUUUACUCUCCUACACCACUAGCACAAGAAAACGCCGCCGCAACUCUCCUAAAUCUCUCUAUCUCUUGCAAAAACUCUCUCAUGUCGACACGUGGCGUCCUCGAUUCUCUCUCCUACGUGGUUUCCAACCACCGGUCCCACCCACCAGCCGCCGUACAAUCAGCAGCCGCCACGAUAUACAGUCUCUCCGUAGACGAGAAUCACCGCCCUAUUAUUGGUGGGAAGAGGGAUAUAGUGUAUUCUUUGAUUGAUUUGGUGGGCUUUAGGGAAAGCCCAUCUAGGUCAAUGAAAGAUGGGCUGAAAGCGCUAUUUGGGCUGGCUUUGUACCCGUUGAAUAGGGCCUUGAUGGUGGAGUUUGGGGUGGUGGAUGCGCUUUUUGGGGUGGUGGUUAGGGAUGGGAGAGUUGGGGUGGUGGAAGAUGCGACGGCUGUGAUUGCUCAGGUUGCGGAUUGUGAGGAGAGUGUGGAGGCGUUUAGGAGGGUUUUCGGGGUUCGGGUUUUGGUUGAUUUGUUAAGUCCGGAGACCGGUUCGAGCUCGAGGAUUCGAGAGAAUGCCGUUUCUGGGUUGUUGAAUUUGGUGAAGAUUGGUGGGGAGGAGGUUGCGGAGGAGAUUAGGGAGGUGGGUUUGGGGUUGGUUUUUGAUGGGUUGGGGGAAGUGGUUGAUAGUGGGAGUGAUAAAGGGAAGAAAAGAGCUCAAGCUUUGAUGAAGAUUCUUGAAAAUGGUAUGAGUUUGAGUCUUAAGGAUGCUAGUGAUUCGGGUUCCGAUUUGUAUUCCGGUCCAAUGUUGGAUUCUUCAAACUCGUUUUCAUAUUGAUUUUUGUGAUCAUGAUGUUUGAUGAAUGUAGAUACAGGAGUGUGACUUAGUUUUAGUUUUUCUUUAGAUUUUAGGUGAUAGUUGAUAGAUAGAGUAUUUAUACAUAUGAUUCUUGUUGUUGUUUUUGCUCAUGUUGAUGAGAAUUAGAGUGUACAAACAUUUGUCUCAUUGUAAAUUGAAUUUUAGCACUGUAAACUUGUCGGUAAUGCAAAUUCAGUAUUUGAUUCCUGUGCAUUUCUGGUAAUUUGAUUCCCGUGCAUUUCUGGUAUUUUGAUUCUCGUGCUUUUCUGGUAUCUGAUUCUUGUCCUUCUAUCGAGAAUUAUCAACUUGAAGAGAACUUUUUUUAGGUGUACUAGUACUAUUUUCUUGUGUGCCUGCCUGUUGUGGUCAAAACACAACUGCCUUGCUCAACUUUUUUAUGCAUCAUGGGCUGGUAAUGAAUCCCACUGCUGGCUGCUGCCUCAACUACCAAGUUUUCCGAAUCUGAAGGUGCUACGUAUGGCAUUGUGGUUUCUCUAUGUAUAGCUUUUAUAUUUAGUGUGAUAUUAUUAGUUUUGCUGCAAAAAAUUGAGGAUAAAGCUUGCUAGAUGAAUAUUCUCAAGAUUUUGUGAACAUAUUAUCCUGGAAAAUUGUGCUAAGUUCUCUUAUUCAGAUCCCGUCAUUACUAUGGGCUUGUUCUCCCCAGCUUAUUUUCAGUUCAAUUCAGUUCAGAUCAGUUCAGUUCAGACCAGUUCAGUUCAGACCAGUUCAGUUCAGCUCUUGACAAUACUUUUACUCUCACAUAUCACUAUUGAAUUCAGUUCAGUUCAAUUCAGUUCAGUUCAGUUCAGAUCAGUUCAAUUCAGUUCAGUUCAGUUCAGCUGUUUUAUGCCGAAGAGAACAGGCCCAUAUAUCUUUUGUUUCUCUGAAUGGUAACAUUCAAGACGUUUAAGGCCCAAAAUCCCCCCAUCCCUUCCUCCCUCCACUCUAAAGUUGUGUCCUUGACUCUAUUGUUGAGGAUUAUCUGCUACUGAUCUUUGUGCUGGUUGUACAGACAGAAAAAAAAAAAAAGAACAUUUCAAAGUAGAAAUGAGAUAUCUUAAGAUGAACUCAUCUUCAAGUUAUGCUAUAAUUUGGAAGUGACCUUUCUUUUUAUACCAUUUAUAUGAUUAUAGCUAAGGAAGGUUUAAUAUUGUUCUGUUUCUUACCAUGCAGGCUUGUUGAUGACAUGAGUCAAAAUCAGAACUUGUUUUUUUUUCCGUUAAUUUUUUCUUGAUAGUUACGAGUAUUUGGCUCUUCAUCGUUUUUCUCUUUUAUCAUAUUCUCAGAUGGACAUGUUUCUUACCAUGGAGCUAUUUUGGAUUUGCAACGUUGUUCUGUUUUGAUGUAGUUUGCGGCUAAAAUCUAGCUUCUUUUCAUAAUUGUACAGUAUUUUGGGUGUGAUAUCCUCAGUCCUCGCCCCCUUUCCUUCUUUCCAGACGACAUUUAUGUUGAAUUGUUGAACCUGCCGUACAUUCUCAACAGUAUUUAUUUAAAUUCAGAUUCUUAUGUUGUUUCCAUGGUCCAUCUUGGGAAGCUCCUUUUUCAGGUUUGAGAUACAUGAAUUUCAUUGUCCAGUAUUUUGGUGCUCCUGUUUUGGCUUGUGCGAAGUGGAACACUGUCGACAUACAGGAAUAUUGGGAAGUUCAGUUGACAGUCAGCUUUAGGUUUACGGUUCGGGAAGAGCUCAAAGCCUCAAACUUAGUGCUUAAAGCUAGACAUACAACUACUAGUCUCACACAAGGCUAUGGUCUGGUAGUUUAUGUUACUUGCACAUUGAUAAGCCAGCUGUAAAACAAUCUUCACAUUUCAUGCUGAGAGCGCACGUCUUUGAGAAGCCCCUGAUUCAGCUCUGUGCUAAAUCUGUAGCUGGGUUCAGUUUGCACCAUCCGAUUAGCAAGGAUAAAAAAAGGUGAAGACGGGCGAGCCAAAAAUAGACACUUGCAGUGAUUGGAAUCGACUCCGAACACCUUCCAAACACGGGCUAAAAGGAAGCAGAGUUAUUGUCGCUACACGAAAAGAUAUCAACAAACCUUUUAGAAGUAGGAACUUAAGCUACUGUUCACUACAAUAAUGACCUGAGUGGAAAAAGGUUGAUAUUUACUCUAGAUGAGGAAAAUUUACAUUUUUUUCACCUCUUUUCUUGCCAGCUUUUCUCCACUCCUCUACCUUUCCUCCUUUUGCAGACCCACAUGCUUCUCUCUCUCUCCUCUUUCCUCUCUUGCUCAAUACUCUUCAAAGGUAUGUCUCGGAGCUGCAAAUCUUAGUUCCAAUUUCGAUUUCAUAUGAAUCUUUGGAAAUUAGGUUAGAUGUAGUCUUUGCUAUGAAUGGAGAAUUGGAUUUUCAGUUUUCUCAUUGUUAAUCGAGAAUUAGAUCUGCAUAUUUCCAACUGUAAUUAAAAUCGUAGAAAUGGUGAUUCCCCUAUUUGAUGGCGGAAGGGUGAUUUGGUUGGUUGUGGCACUUUCGGCAGGGUUCUGAUUGCUUCAGGUGGUGCUUCCAGUUUAGAGGAAAGCUCAGCUUCGGAUGACGUUAACAAUGACGAAGAUAUAUUGGAUGGAAUCGACAUAGAAGGAGAAGGAUUCUCUUGGAAAUUUCAUUAUUUCCGGCACUCAUUACUUGGUGAAACUACUAAGAUGGCUACGAUUUGUAAAGUUGGAAAAGGUAUCAAUGAAAACAAAGCACACAUUGAUAAAUGGUGCGCUUGCACUAUUCCCCAUGUCCGCUCGCACAAAGGAGCACAUUGCACAAUGAAAUCUUGAACGGAGAACUUCAAAUGGACAUAACUUUCAAACCACAUAUCGGAUGAAGGUAAUUCCAGUUGGAGGUGAAAGCUCGUUUCGAUAUCUUUCCAACGACUGGUCAUAAGCUUGAUUUGAAUAUAAAAUGAAGAAGUUAUGCUCGUUUUAAGUUGAACUGUCCAGUUUGAGGCAGAAGGGUGAGGUGCGCCCUCACCUGAUUUUGGUGCGCCCGCACCUCUGUUUGGUGCGCCCGCACCUCAUCUUGGUGCGCCCGCACCAGUCGUUUUCGGAAAAUUGAGCUCGUGGCUUCAUUAAACGAGUUUUUGUUUUAUUUCGAAGACUUACGUUUUAUUCUAGUUUUUACAGAAUAUUUUAGGGUUUUGUAUUAGAGAGAAAACUUUAGUUUCCAUUGAUAAUUGAGAUUAGUGAUCAUAGUGUGAUUCGAUUGACAUUCGAGGCACUUUUCAUUCAAUUCAAUUCAAAGUUUUAGUUUUUAUUUCA
Beta vulgaris subsp. vulgaris (sugar beet) is the source of this 4482-nucleotide messenger RNA. Its product is annotated as U-box domain-containing protein 11. The record is from RefSeq and is a predicted model, not a curated record. The transcript is spliced from 8 exons. The coding region runs from base 230 to 1225 and encodes 331 amino acids. Gene Ontology annotation, cellular component: nucleus; cytoplasm. NCBI's taxonomy places the organism in Eukaryota, Viridiplantae, Streptophyta, Magnoliopsida, Caryophyllales, Amaranthaceae. Gene Ontology annotation, molecular function: protein binding.